AUGGAUACUGGUGAAUUCGUGCAAUCGAAAUUUGCUCAGGCGCUCAAAACCCAGAGCACAGUCACAAGGUCCCAUCCCUGUCCUUAUCCAGGACACGAAGGCCGGAUUUUCCCGAACGCUGAACAGCUAUAUGACCAUGGAAGGAUAGAUCAUCGUGUCGAUUUUGAGGGCUUGAACUCGAGACAGGCACGAGAUAAGUUUCGCGAGCUGAGUGUAAAGUUCAGGAGGUCGGAUCACUCGUCAGCUGCAACUGCGGGAGAUCGGUCAGCACCUGAUAUUGGAGGUCUUACUAUAGAUUCAGGAAAGAACUCCCGACAAAACUCACCACCGUCUGGUAGGAAACGACCGGCAGAGCAUGAGUUUACUAGUCCGAGGGGAAAGGGUCCCUCUCAUGUGGAGAUAGUCGAUUCGGAAUACUCGAGACAGAUUCCUCAUACUGUUGUAUCGGAUCGGACACGACCGAAACCACAUGAUGCACGCCUCUUUGACCCAAAGCAGAGCACUAAAGGUACUUCAUCUCCGUACCAGACGACGCCCGAGCCCUCCAGCGAAUGCAAUCUCAACGCCAACCAGGCCUUAUUGAGCUCCAGCGCUAUGAUCCCCGGUAUCCAGGUCUGUUGUUGCAGCCAGAUAGUAGGCCUAUCUCUCAAGAGCAACUUGCAUCUGAAGUGA
Molecule: messenger RNA, 672 nt
Organism: Alternaria burnsii
Lineage: Eukaryota; Fungi; Ascomycota; Dothideomycetes; Pleosporales; Pleosporaceae
Exons: 3
Coding region: 1-672 (223 amino acids)
Source: RefSeq, a predicted model, not a curated record